Messenger RNA from Oryzias latipes (Japanese medaka), 1068 nucleotides. RefSeq names its product teleost multiple tissue opsin 2b (gene tmtops2b). Gene Ontology annotation, biological process: visual perception; G protein-coupled receptor signaling pathway. Gene Ontology annotation, cellular component: membrane. The record is from RefSeq and is marked provisional. Lineage: Eukaryota; Metazoa; Chordata; Actinopteri; Beloniformes; Adrianichthyidae. Gene Ontology annotation, molecular function: G protein-coupled receptor activity.
AUGUUUUCCGGUCAGACUGGACUCAACUUCAGCUUCAACCAGAGCGAUGACCGGGAGCUGGAGGACACUCCCGCGGGCUCCGCGAAGCUCUCGCAGGCGGGCUUCGUCGUGCUGUCCGUGGUGCUGGGCUUCAUCAUGACCUUCGGCUUCCUCAACAACUUCGUCGUGCUCAUCUUGUUUUGCAAAUUCAAGAAGCUGCGGACGCCGGUGAACAUGCUGCUGCUGAACAUCAGCGUCAGCGACAUGCUGGUGUGUCUGUUCGGAACCACGCUCAGCUUCGCCUCCAGCAUCCGGGGGAGGUGGCUGCUGGGCCGCGGCGGCUGCAGCUGGUACGGCUUCAUCAACUCCUGCUUUGGUAUCGUUUCGCUGAUCUCUCUGGUGAUCCUCUCCUACGACCGUUACAGUACUCUGACUGUAUACAACAAAGGUGGGCUCAAUUACCGAAAGCCCCUACUAGCUGUUGGAGGCUCUUGGCUCUACUCCUUGUUCUGGACAGUGCCCCCUCUCCUGGGCUGGAGCAGCUAUGGCUUAGAGGGGGCUGGAACAAGCUGUUCUGUCUCCUGGACAGCUAACACUGCGCAGUCACAUGCCUACAUAAUCUGCCUCUUCAUUUUCUGCCUGGGUCUACCCAUCCUGGUGAUGAUCUACUGCUACAGCAGACUGCUGUUGGCGGUCAAACAGGUGGGAAAAAUCCGGAAGACUGCGGCUCGCAAGAGGGAGUACCACAUACUUUUCAUGGUCCUGACCACAGCAGCCUGUUAUCUGUUGUGCUGGAUGCCUUACGGCGUUGUGGCCAUGAUGGCCACCUUUGGUCCCCCCAACAUUAUUAGCCCGGUUGCCAGCGUGGUGCCCUCCCUCCUGGCUAAAAGCAGCACCGUCAUCAACCCCCUCAUCUACAUACUCAUGAACAAGCAGUUCUACAGGUGUUUCCUGAUUCUGUUCCACUGCGAUCACUGGUCAUCGGAAAACGGCAACACUUCGGUCCCCUCCAAGACGACGGUGAUCCCUUUGAACCGCAGAAUCUACACCAACACCGUGGCCCAGAUCUCCACCGAUAACGCCAACUAG